This is a messenger RNA of Mercenaria mercenaria, 11972 nucleotides long. RefSeq lists its product as uncharacterized. NCBI's taxonomy places the organism in Eukaryota, Metazoa, Mollusca, Bivalvia, Venerida, Veneridae. The record is from RefSeq and is a predicted model, not a curated record. Gene Ontology annotation, molecular function: protein binding; calcium ion binding. Gene Ontology annotation, biological process: heterophilic cell-cell adhesion; establishment or maintenance of epithelial cell apical/basal polarity. Gene Ontology annotation, cellular component: plasma membrane; protein-containing complex. The transcript is spliced from 62 exons. Bases 300 to 9377 code for a protein of 3025 amino acids.
GCGUGCAUUGAGCUCCUUGUUCUUUUAAACUGAUCGUUACCCGUUAGAAUUUUAUUGCACACCGUUGCGUGCUGGUAUAUUGUCAACCUUAGACAGACGCUGGAUGUUCAAAUCAUACAAUAUUGUUUACAUAGAAACUGGAGAUACUCUACCAGCGUCUUUUUCGGAUUAACGUCGUUUCGAAUUUCCGACGCCUAAAGUUUACGGGGAUUUUUUUAAGAAACGUUAUGAAUGAUUAUCAAAUAUAUACUUUACUUUGAUCCAAUGAAAAGCAAUGGUGAUUAAAUUUGAAGGAUAAAAUGAUAAUUCACGUUAACGUUAGAAAAAUGAAAGAGACGUUAAUACUAUUGACAAUAACUGGAUUUCUGUUUCACUUAACAACUGCCCAGGUUCUAACCACAAAAUGUCCGGGCAACGACUGGACAAAGUACAAAGAGAGGUGCUAUCUGUACGUCGGCUUCCGUCACAGCUGGUCUAGAGCCUACAAUUAUUGUCAAAAAUAUGGUGCUAAGCUUGUUGAACCAACUGGUUAUGUAAUCAACGACGAUAUUGCCACUAAUGUGUCAAACUUUUUGCCAAAUUCUGACUCUAUAUGGACAGGUUACUAUCGGCCAGACAAUAACCAACCAAGCUUUGUGGGUCAGUGGAGCGAUGGGAGGCCGACAUCGGUGCAUGUAGCUCCAUGGGGAGAUAGUGAGCCGGAUACAGCGGCAGGGCAGUGUGCGUUCAUGUCUACACAGGAUAGCAGAUGGUAUAUGGGAGACUGCGGAAGAGUGAGAAACUUUGUCUGCGAAAUGGAUCCAUGUCCAGCGGGAAACAGAAACACAUUCAUGUGUAACGGCAAGUGUUUAGGUAGAGCAGUGCUGUGUAAUGGUGUUGAUGACUGCGGGAACAACCAAGACGAGCAAAACUGCAACACCGUUUCAGGUGGAGAUUGUACGGUUGAAGUUGAGGGAACCAGUGGGCAGAUAGCUUUUCCACCAAGCAGCGGCUUGUAUAAUCCUAAUGUCACAUGUUCGUGGACGAUGAAAACUUCACCAGGGAAUAGAAUAGUGCUACAAUUUACUGAAUUCGAGACCGAAGAAAACAAUGACUUUGCAGAAAUUUUUGAUGGUUGUAUUACACCGUCAACUAGCGAGCUGUCUGUCCGUCUGUCUGGGUCUAAGUCAGGCUACACGUUUAUUAGUAGUUACAACUUCGUCACCGUGAGAUUUGUGUCUGAUGCCAGCAUAGAGUACUCGGGUUUCCAAGCAACAUGGGACACAGAUCUGGUGUGUAGUUUUUCCCAGAUUGACGACUAUACGUAUUCCAACGUUGAUAUAAGUGAUCAUAGCCUAGAACUUUCCUCCCGACAAACCAUUGACGAAUGUAAACAAGAAUGCGAGGACGUAACUCCCUGUGUCGGUUUCAGGUAUGAUACUGCUGGGAGAAAAUGUCACUUUCUAAAGAAACUACCAGUAUUACAGAUGUUGGCGGGAUCACAACUCUGGAUCCAAAAUUGUUAUGGUGAUACAACGAUUCAAGGAGCAGUACCUUUAUUACCCACUCAGCUUUUCGCCUCGCCAUCAGGGGAACAGUUGGCCACGCCCCUUUAUCCAUAUCCUUAUGUUGGUAAUUUUGAGGAGUGGUAUACAAUCACAGCGUCAGCAAACAGUCUCAUUACACUUGAGGUUCUUACAUUAGAGUUAUGUUGUGAUGAUAAAAUCUAUAUUUACGAUGAAGACCAUGACCUUUUGGACAGCCUUACAUCUGUGUCAACACCAAGAACACUCAUUUCUACCAGUAAUACAGUCCACAUCAAAAUGGAGCUCAUGAAUCAUUGGAAAUGUCGUGGUGCACUUAUCGAGUACAUACAAGGUUGUGCUGUUAGUAUGGUCGGUAGUGGUGUUGUAAGUUCGCCUGGGUAUGGCACCGUUAAAAGUUAUCCGGAUCUCAUGGAAUGCUCAUGGACCUUAUAUGCUCCUUCAGCUGAACGCAGUGUUACAGUAAUAUUUGAUUACUUUGACCUGGAACAGAUGGACACAGUAACGGUCACACAAUCUAAUGGCACUGUGUCUAGUCACACGGGAUCAUCCCUACAUAAACAGUCGUUCACAUCAGAGAGUUACAUCACUCUGGCAAUGUCCACCAGCUCCCUAGAUAACAGUCCUGGAUUUCUGGCAUCAUUUUCUCCUGGAUGUCCGGUACUAAAUGCGGAAGGUUACGUUUUAUCGUCUGAAUCAUUUGACUUUGGAGACCAAGUGACAGUGUCAUGCGCAGAAGGCUAUUAUUUUGGAGCAGGGUAUGGCCAAGAAAUAUCGUUGUCCUGCGAAUCAGGAGGUUAUUGGGACAGGCAAGCUAUUCCAACAUGUUCCCAGGGUAAAUGUGGUCCCGCACCAUUCAUAGACAACGGCAACAUAGUUUCGUCAGAUGGUUCUCUGGGAGGUGACAACACUGUCUACGAGUGUUACCCCGGGUUUACACUCCUAGGAAGUUCCUCAAUUCGAUGUCUGGCAAACAACAGCUGGGAACUGCCACCAUCAUGUGUUUCAACUCCUUGCCAGACCAUUUCAAGUGUUGCUCCCAACACUGAUGCAGUUGUUUUGCUUGGUGACGGCGUGAACCACGGAAGUGUUGUUAACCUCACAUGUAGUCAACAAAACGAGAUUAUAGGAGCACCUCUUGUGCAGUGUCAGUCUGGGUUAUGGGAUUUUAUCCUAGAGUUCAACACAUCCUAUUGUGAACGGAUACCUUGUGAAACACCGGUAAUCGAACAUGCUGUCCUGUCACCUGACCCCGAGUAUGUGCAGGGUCAAGAGGUCAAUGUAACAUGUAUAGAAGGAUAUAAUUUAGAAGGCGACCCAAGUUUCAUUUGCGGGGAAGACAAUGUUUUACCAGCAUGCAUAAUUCAAGAUUGUACAUUGGAGGAGUUUGAUCAUGUUGUUCCGGUUGACAGCUCUGCACCGAUGGUGUACAUGUAUGGAGACAGUGUGAACGUGACCUGUGAAUACAGUUACUAUCUGGAAAACAUUGCUACAACACAGAUGACUGUCACAUGUCUUAGCACGGGCGACUGGAGUCACAUGCCUAUAUGUUCAAUAAUGCCUGCCUUGCAAGAGAAAAGUUGUGGUGAACCAUACCAAGUUCCAGGAAGUGAAUAUAUACCUGCCCCACAAAGUGCCGACUUUUGUUAUGAACAUAACUGCUCCUUUACAUUUCAUUGUCGAGAUAAAUAUGUCAGACUUGGUAACAGUACUAGUGGUGGUACACUGGUCACAUGUGGUGAGGAAUAUGAUGGACUUUGGCCUUUGGGCGACCUUAGAUGUAUUGGUGGCCAGUGUUAUGACCCAGGAUAUCCAGCCAGCGGGGAGCUUAUUGGCACUACAUUUGAAGAAGGGGCAACUGUUAUGUUUUCCUGCUUACAGAGUGGGUAUGAGCCUUUGAAUUCUACAGGACAUGUAUCUGAAGGCAUGACGUGUCAGUACAAUACAACAACAAAACAGAUGGAAUGGAUAGGGGAGAUGCCAGAAUGUAAAGACACUCAACCACCUGUUAUCCUUAAUUGUGGGGACGGGUCAAUAAUGUACGAAGCUGAAAUGCUAGUACCGCUCAGCGUUGCUCAGCCAUAUGCCAUUGACAACACAGCCGUGAAAGAGUGGAACGUCUAUCCGGAAAACACAUAUCUGUCACGACCUUUUGUGUAUGCCAUAACAACUACCUAUAUUGCCACUGAUUUCAAUGGAAACUCCGGAAGUUGCACAGUAGCUGUUGUAAUACCAGAUUCUAUGGAUUGUGAGAAUGAUAGGUCCACAGAUAUUCAACUUACAGCCGAUAGAACAAUAUCUGUAGCAAAUUCUGGGUAUGUAAGCCCAAGAAGUUUCUCUGCACGUCUAGUGUUCGAUCCAGAGACACUUGAAGUAACAGCAGAUGCUGCCGCACUGAAUACAAUUUACGAAGUUGAAGUGACGUCAUUUCAAGGGAAUACAAGCACCAUUCUCGAUAAAUGUACUUUACAAUUUAGAUUUCAUGCACCGACAUGCAGUGACUGGGAGUUUGAGGUUCCUAAUGGCAUGAAGACUUGCACAGCAUCCUCGUGCAAUGUAUCCUGUAAUACUGAUGCUCAUUUCAUGGAGGAACCAACUGCAAAUUCUAUUAGCAUGACAUGUAUCGCUUCCGGUUGGAACAGGGAACCACCUGUUUGUGCCCAGUCUACCGAUGGUUAUGUAAUAUACACGGCGCAAUAUGACUUCAAAUAUUUUAUAGAACUUGGAGUUGGUGACAAGACAACAUGUGAAGCAGCCUACAGGUCUCCUAUUCAACAGAAGUUACGCAUGUUUGCUUCAGCAAUGCAAACCCAGUGUAACACCGGAAGUAACAACCCAGUGAAUAUCACUUUACUUGAAGAAAAAACUUACCUUGAAUUCACUCUUGCAACCAAAAGGGAUUCUCCUGCUAAUCUUACAGUGCGUUUCGAAUUCCAACUAGUCGCUCAAGACGAAACUUUGCAGAAUGCCGCAAGUGUUAAAGACCAAUGUUCAAACACAAUCAUGUCAAGCUUGAACACAAAAACUAAUAUUGAUAGCAUUUCCACUUUAGCAAGAGUUGUUGAUGGCUCAUACGAGUGUAAUGCCGGAGUAUAUGACUUGACAUCCACCCAGCCGGUGUUUGAGUAUAAAUGUCAAGGAUAUAGGCUCUUUGUAAACAUUGGCGGACAAAGGAAGUGCUUGAACUGUCCUCAAGGCUAUUAUUAUGACCAGACCGAUUGUGUAAAAUGUCCCGCGGGGACAUAUGGUGUUAUGACUGCUGAUGGUGCAAGCUGUGAGACUUGUCCAAACAACAACAAUAACGGGUUGACUGGUCAGACAGAUGCGUCUUCAUGCAAUUUUAAAGCGGCGUGUCCAAAAGGGUAUUUUUCAUUUGAUGGUUUAGCACCAUGCACGGCAUGUCCAAAGAAUUACUAUAGCUCGGUGCCUUACAGUCGCACGUGCACAGCGUGUCAUGGUUACGAGGUUACAUACCAGACAGGUUCUACAUCCAGCAAUGAUUGUCACACUCUAGAGGAGGCAAUUGAAUAUAAUAACACGGUUGCUUCUAUUGAAACUGGAUGCACUCCAAAUCCAUGUAGGAAUGGUGGCAACUGUUCCUUUGAAAGACUGGACUUUCUGUGUACAUGUCCGACUGGGUAUACUGGCAGAACUUGCGAGUCAAUUUUUAAUGGAUGCACGAGUCAACCGUGCAAAAAUGAGAAACAGUGUGUACCAGCUAAUGAUGGUGUCGGCUUCUCGUGCAUCUGUGGAAGUCCAUUAUCAACACCCCAUGAGUUCUCAGGUGAAUUCUGCGAGAAUGACGACUUUGGCUGUGCUGAAAGUUAUUGUAGGAAUAAUGGCACGUGCCAUAACCAGUUUCAAAGUUUUUCAUGUAAAUGUGCGACAUAUUCCGGUUAUCAAAAUGCAGAUCUUAGAGGUACCGGAAGUGGAGUCUGCAAUGUACAGAUAGAUCCCUGUACCGUGAACCCUUGCCAAUAUGGUACCUGUAUAAACAAUAGUCAUUUCUACAGAACCUGUGACUGUUAUCCAGGCUGGACAGGAAUCGAUUGUGAUACAAGUAUAGAUGACUGUGUCCCUAACUACUGCCAAAAUGGUGCAACCUGUGUGGAUGGCGUGAACUCUUUCACAUGUCACUGUGCAACCGGUUUCCAUGCACCCUACUGUCAGUUCAGGACAGCUUGCGCAAAAAAAUGUGAAAGACCAGAUGAGUUGUUCUGUAACACGUGCGAUGAUGUCAACACGGAGAGCUGUAUGAACAUAAACAACGAUUUUAGAUGCCAGUGCAAUUCUGGCUAUGCGGGAAGGUCAUGUGAGAUUUCGACUUCAAUAUGCAAAAGUUUUCCGUGCCAGCAUGGUGGUACAUGCACGGCAAAUAAUGCGACUUCAUUCACCUGCAUGUGCACGGAACCAUGGAUCGGGGAUCAUUGUGACCAGUUAACUAAUCACUGUCCAAAUGGUGAUCAGUGUUUUAAUGGAGGCACAUGCUACAGUACACUUUCGGGUUAUAGAUGCAGUUGUCUAGAAGACUUUAUUGGGGACGAUUGUUCAACCUCUUACGAUUUGUGUGCACGUGCUAACCCGUGCGCAGGCACAGAAAGCAUUUGUUCGUUUAUGAAUGGUCAAUAUGAUUGUGACUGCCAGACAGGGUACAGUGGCGAUUAUUGUGAAAAUCACCUACCUUCCUGUUCCGAUAAUAUAUGUCUCAAUGGAGCCUCUUGUUCUGACACUAAUGAUGGCGCUGAAUGCACGUGUACCGAAGGAUAUACUGGAUCGACGUGUGAGACUGAUAUCAACAAUUGCUCACCAAAUCCUUGCUCCACUAACCAGGAGUGUACUGACGGCAUCGGUGGUUACACGUGCAUCUGUGCUGUUGGCUACAGAGGCGAAAACUGUGAUAAGGGUGUAGGAGAGGACUUCGAUUAUAUAAUAGCACCCGAGCAUCUAUGUCGGACAGAAGCCUCAGUUUCAAUGUUUGGAGAUGGCGUGACUAACAUUGAUGCACUGUCUAUAUCGUUCUGGGCAAGAUACAAAGCCGUUCACGAAGAUGGUGUCAUCUUGAAUGUAUUUGGAUCAAAGUCAGGAGGCAUGCUGAUACCAUCUACGCCAGAUUUUCAGUUGACAUUCUUUCCUGAAAAAUUACAUGCAUUUAAUGAUGAUACCUCUACGACAAGAAGAAAACGGGAAACAAAGGUCUUGGACUAUCAGAAAUCUAUCGCGGAUGGAUAUUGGCAUCUUAUUGUUGUCACGUGGUCAGCAGUGUUAGGGGAGAUCACUCUGUAUGUGGAUGGACAGUACGCUGACCAGACAAUUUUCUCCAGAGAUAACGCAGUGGCAAAUAUUGGUUUCCUGGUUUUUGGUGAUUUUGAUCCAGUGACUGGUACAAGUGUUCCGGAAUCAAGUUUUGAAGGUCGAGUGAACAGGUUGUAUGUAGUGGAUAGUGAUCUCACUGGCCAGGUGCAACAACUUUACUCCAGAUCUCACACACCUAGUGUAAUACUGCACCCAGAGAGGACGACCAUGCGACUGUACUCUGUAGACUACAACAGUGAGCUGAGGCUCAACAGUAACAAAUGUCUACCCACCGACACAACCUGCAAAGAUAUAAAUGCCGGUGCCGUUGCACCAGAAGUGACAAGUUGUCCAGGUGACACAUUUGUUGUAACGGAACGGGGAGAAAAUUUCAACUGGACGGAACCGGAAUUUACAGGAUCCAUACCCGCAAUUAGUAAUGUUGGAGGUUCUGGGUUUGAGUUUGGUGUACAUGGUAUAAGUUAUGCCAGUAUUGACGGGCAAGGAGAUGCCGCAAUAUGUACAUUCAGGCUCUUCUACAGGGAUGUUGAAUGUGGUAGUGUGGAUGGAAGCGAUGCUAGUUGUUUGGAUGCAGGGCAGGGUAUAACACGCUGUACAGAGGAUUGUUCUGGGAGCCAGCUACUGUCCGGGAACCAGCCUAUAUAUCUGUCAUGCAGUAUGUAUGGAAUGUGGGAUGAAGCUGUCAAAUACACUGACUACAUUUAUCCGGAAUGUUCAGAUACGACAGAUAUUACAGAAAGGGUGACUUUAAGCUUGACGGCUGUCUCAAACCUCGACCUCUGUGACAAUUCUAUACUUAAUCACUAUAGAGUGGCAGUUCGUGCUAAGUUUGAUGAACUGAAUGAUCAACAACCCAACAAUGAGUUAUGUCUUUCCAACAGUUGCAUCGGACCCCUGCUUUCUGCGUUCAGCUGCGUAGACAAUAGCAUACGUGUGUCCAUUGAUUUUGGCAUAUUAAGUUCUACAAUGAGAUAUGAAGGGGCCAGUGUUACUACAGAAGAACUGCUCAAAAUUGCAGUUGGAGAUUUUCAAGCAUUUGACUAUAGAGCUACUAACAGCAAUUCAAAUAUGACUAUAUCACCAGACUUGUCAACUUUUGAUGCAUCUUUCACACCAGAAUGUGCGCCAGGAUAUAUGGUGUCUAACGGAAAAUGUGUGUUAUGUGGAAGGGGAACUUUCUAUGAUUCGCCGACAAAAUCAUGCAAGAGGUGUGCCACUGGCUCGUAUCGCAGUGAUCUGACAAGCCUCGUUUCCGGGUGUACUUCCUGUUCUGGGAGUGCGACAACGCCUGCAGAAGGUGCCAAGGAUCAAAGCUACUGUAUUACAAACUGCCUUCCUGGGAGUUAUUAUGAAGUCCCGAAUAAUCCGAGUCUCAAUAUCAAUCAAGGAACUUGUAGGAGCUGCGGGGUUGGGUAUUACCAGAACGGAUCGGGUAAAUUAAGCUGUAAACCAUGUCCUCUUGGCCUGACAACAGCUGGUGCGGGCUCAACAGGGGCCAGUUUCUGUGUCACUCCUGAGAGCCUGACAACAACCACAGAGGCAUCUCAAACAACACCGCGUGCUGGUGCCGCGACUGAGGAGAGUGGUCUCAGUGUUGGUGUUAUUGUUGCCGUAGUGCUGGGUGUGAUCCUCGGCCUCAGCAUCAUCAUCCUUAUAAUAUGUUUCUGUUGCUGCAAAGAGUUAGUACCAUGCUUGUCUAAGAAGAAGCAAGUUGUCUCCCCUACAGUGAAGGACGGCUACUAUGCAAGGAAAUACGGCGACCACAAUAUGCAGUUUGUUAGCUAUAACCUACAAGAUAUUCGGGAAAAGAAAGGAAAGCCGAUGGACAGAGUGCCGUUUGUAGAGCCUCCUCUUUCAGACGAGACAGGGUCAGUAAAGACUGACAUCUCUGUGCACGUACCUGUGUUCAACGAGAAGAUGAAUGGAAAGAUUAAGAGAAAGUCCAUGUAUGUAUCAAAUGGUGGACAGAACUUGAGUGUAUCUCUGCCACGAUCAGGACGUACGCCACGUGAUCCUGUGAUGACGUCAUCGCCUCGUGAACUACACUACCAGAACGAAAUGGAAGAAGACGUUUAUGUGAAACCUAAACAGAAGAGACGCAGGAAGAGGCAACGUAAAGAUCGUUCCACCUCGGAGAGAAGGUCACGACGUCACUAUGACAACGAGGACAUGGAACCGGUCAAUAUACAUGUUAGAGGACCACUGCCGAAGGCGCUGGCACCGAUGCCACGUAUAGUGUCUCAGCCGCCAGCUGAUGUAAUACUUAGACCAUCGUCUGCCCUGGAACAGCCUAGAGUUCAGGUUGUACCUUCUCAAUACGAGGAUUUUCUCGACCAAUCGCCUACCAGAGAUCAACAUCAGAGAUCUGGGCAUUCCUCAAGGUCACGUGACAAGGAAAGGUCAAGGUCACGACGCAGACCGAAGAGUUACGAUGAUGAUUAUGAGGAGCCGAGACAUCAGUAUUCCGGAAUGAAUGACGACGAACAGCCGCCGUUCAAUAUAAGGAGAAUAGAAGUAGAAUCCGACGAAGAUUUACGGUAGUUCACGAUAGUUGACGAUUGUUGAUAUAUUUAGUAACGAUAAUGCACAGACAGUAGUCAGGCUUGUGUGACGUUCCGAACAGAUAUAUAGAUGGAAUUUGUAGAUAUUAAUGAAAGAGUUGUUUAUGAAAAAUGCUCAAAACAAAAUAGUUUGAUAGAUAUUAUAUCUUGCAAAAGAACUAGUUUUCAUUUACAGAAUCUGUUCAGUAAGAUGUACAUAGUUCAGAAUAUUAACUCUGUUAUUACUUAUUUUUCUGGUGUCUGUUGUUCUAACACAAAACAAAUCUCUUUUAAAACCUAUUUGUAUGACGUGAUGAUGGGCGCCGGACCAAAAAACUUUGCAAUUCGACAUGAGGUUGGCAUUUCAUGGCAUGCUGAUGUAUCAAGAGCAGAUUAUGCCUGAUUAUAUAAACAAAUUCAGUUAUGUUUAAUGUGAUUACAAAUAAAUAAUUCAUUAUAUUUAUGAAGCAGAUGUACAGAAAUUGAAGAUUAUUGUAGAAAGACAUUGCCCAAGUAAAUAAAUAUCUUAAUUCCGUACUCUGGAUUAAUAAAUUUGAUAAUAAUUUUAGACUUAGAGAAAAACGUAAUCUUUAAUUUCGAAUAUUUACUUACUACGACACGUGACAUUGAAGUUACUCUCAGCUGUAACGUCAGUCAGCUGAGAAAGAACAUGAGAAUGUGAUAGAUAUCCGAAAAAAUAACAUAAAUUUUUGCUCUGAGUUUGGAACUAUUAUUUAAAGUAUCCAAAGUGAUGUAAAAUUUACAUUCCAAUGAUAAGAAAUACGCUUAUAAAUGAAUCUCUAUUAGGAUAUGGCAUGUAUUGUUUCAUUACGAAAUAGCAUUUGAUAUUUUUCUUUCUUUCCGGUAGUGUAUGCUUCGUAGUGUUGAACAAUUAGGCUUAAAUGAUAAACAAUUAAUCGCUCAUAUUCCGUCCAUGUAUGUACUGUUACAGUAAUGAUUUAUAUUUUAUAUUUUUACAAAGAGUACGUGAACGCGUAUAUAUUUUUAUGAAAUGUGUGGCAAUGAAGGUUUAUGAUAGAAUGAGGUAAAUUCAACUUGAUGUUGAAAAAACCGUCAUCUGUAUAUGUAAAUAAAAAGUGGUCAGUUUUAAUAUUUAUGGAUAUAUGAGUCAACUAAAACUCAAUAGAUUCUGAACUGGCUUAUCAAACGGAAAGUCGUGGGUUCAAACCAAGCCUGAGACUGUAUCUUCAUAUAUAGAACUGAUGGAUAUUUGAAUUGGACUUAAAUACCUUGCAGUGUGCUCACACUUUGUGUUAAGCUUCAGGAAUCGGAGUAUAUUCUGUAUCUCACACUAUCCUCCGAAAUCCAAAAUUGACCUACAAUCUGCCACUACAAUCGCCACUAACUGUUAUCGGGGCGACUUCAAAUGAAUCUGUUUUGAUCAGUAAUAUGUGGACGUUCACUGAAUAAGGUUUUGAACCUGUAAUGCAUUUAGACAAACUUAUGCAUUCUCAAUAUACGAUCUUUGCAUUCAGCGGGAUUACGAAAUACGCUACAAUUAUGUCCGAAGAAUUCCGAAUUGCGAAAUGAGAAUACGUGAUCACACGGAAAUUGCCGAGUGUUAUUACGGUUCCGCUACCUAAGUACCAGCAACUGCACGUGAAAAACAGGAAGUUAUUUGAAGUACGUUCAACUUAUCAUACUAUAUCUGUUUUGAAUUUGUCUUAAUACCACAGUCACACAUACGGCGCAAAUAGCUACGUCGAGCUACGGAUAGAAACGUAGUAACCCGUAUCGAUCCGUACCUGAGCCCGUACGAAUUGGUACGAACUGAUACGGCUUACUACAUUAAGGUACGUCUCAUGUACGUUUCAAUACGGGUCGAUACGGAUUACUACGUUUUUAUCCGUGGCUAGACGUAGCUUUCCGCGCCGUAUGUGUGACUGGGGUAUAACAUAUAAGUGUAGUUUUGCAUUUGUUUGAAUAGCAUAUACAUAUAUUUAUAUAGUUAAUUUAUUGUUGUUACUGUAUUUGUUGAUGUAAAUAUCAAUUAUGUUCAUCAAGACUGAUAAAACACAUUUUACAAUAAGACAGCAUAUGAUUCAAACAGUAUAAUUGUGGAAAACAGUUUUCUUAUAUUCAUACAGCAAAGUAUUUUUUUUCCGUGUGCUAUAUUUAUAUAAUAUUUCCUUGUCAGAGUUAAGUUUUAUAAGUUUCAUUUUAAUGUGCUCGCUUAUACAUACAUUUAUUUUUAAAAGUUUUCAAUAGAAAUCAAAAAAUAGCCGUUUAUUUACCAUAUUGAUAAAUAUUUUGUCUUUCUAGAAGUACUGUCAAGAUGCAUUAGAAAAUGUUUUAGAUCUAGGCCUACAUUGUUAUUGCUUUUUCUGAACAAUCAUGAUUCGGAGUCCUGUUUCGUACGAAACUGGACAAGGCUUCAGUUUAAAAUUGUUUAAGCAUACACCAUACUGCAUAGUCAGAUGUUUAUUCAAAUAUAGUUUAUAUAAGAUUAGUAUAUUUUUUUAAUUUUAGGCUCAGAGUAAUAUUUCAACUUUAUUGUCUGUGAUAUUUUGUCAUUCGUUCGGGUUUGAUUUCAUGUAGAAACAUGUCAUAGAAAAAGUAAAAUAUAGAAAUAUAA